Molecule: messenger RNA, 1182 nt
Organism: Habropoda laboriosa
Lineage: Eukaryota; Metazoa; Arthropoda; Insecta; Hymenoptera; Apidae
Product: cytochrome b5-like
Exons: 2
Coding region: 212-598 (128 amino acids)
Cellular component (GO): membrane; intracellular membrane-bounded organelle
Molecular function (GO): heme binding
Source: RefSeq, a predicted model, not a curated record
UUGGUGGCAGUGUUUGUGCUGUUGCAGACUCGCGAGCAAACUCUCGUUCUCUCCUCUCUCUUCCUCUUUCACCGUCAAACCGAGAACCACACACGGCCCCAACCAGCAAAAGGAGAAUCAUUCGGGAUUCGGAGCUACCAGUUCUCGUGGUCAUUUCACACGAGCAAGAAGAAGAAUUUCCACUACACUGCAAGACAUCACCAGCACAAGCAUGAGCAAGCAGUUCACGAAGAGUGAGGUUGCCAAAUACAGCACGAAGGACAAGACCCUGAUAAUCCUCCAUGACAAGGUGUACGACGUCACGGACUUCCUGAACGAGCAUCCAGGUGGCGAGGAGAUCCUUCUGGAUCAUAGCGGCAAGGACAGUUCCGAGGACUUCGACGACAUCGGCCAUUCCAGCGAUGCUUUCGACCUGAUGAAGAAAUACCUAGUCGGAGAACUGGUGCACGAGGAGAAAACCUACAAAACGCCGAAACAAAGCUGGUCGACGUCCUACGGGAAGAACGAGACGAAUAAAAAGAACGAAGGGAUGUCGCCGACUAUCAUGCUCGCCGGCUUAAUGAUCCUUCUCGCGGCUGCGUACUUUUUGUACUUAUAAAUACACGGAGAUGUUGUAACAAGUGAAGUUCGAUUACAAAAGAAUGUGAGAGAGAAUCUGGCGACCGAUGUCGAAGUGUGAAUGAGAGGACUGUCCGUUACAAAGUGACUUCAUUCUGCUGUGUUUCUUUUCUACUUUUCUUCUAAAUAUUCUCAUCCCGCCUGCGUGAAGAGUGCUGUGCGUCGAUUGUUCGGUGAAAUUGAACGAGAGGAUGGGACAGAUCCUUCGAUCCAAGGUGGAUUUUUCUGAGGAUGUGUCCUCGUCGGAGGAGAAUUUCGAUAUUUUUCGGGGAUCUGUUACCUCCUGUGCGAAUGUUUUAACGAAAUAAAUACUGUUUAGAUAACCUCCUCGAAGCUCUACUCAUUAUUCACCGAGAUCAAACGCUAACAGGCACAUCUUAGGAUAACAAGCUGGAUCGUUAUUACCUUUUGGUGUUUGGUUAUCGCGAAAUUUGUAAGAUUGUUUUUUUUACAAAGGAGAUUUAUUUUUCUCACGAAAAAAUUACGAAUAUAUAUCUAUAUCUAUCCCUUUAAACGAAUCAGAUGCAGCUUUCCAUCCGCCAUUGCUUACCCCGGAGAUUUCAA